Molecule: messenger RNA, 3009 nt
Organism: Capronia coronata CBS 617.96
Lineage: Eukaryota; Fungi; Ascomycota; Eurotiomycetes; Chaetothyriales; Herpotrichiellaceae
Exons: 3
Coding region: 1-3009 (1002 amino acids)
Biological process (GO): regulatory ncRNA-mediated heterochromatin formation
Cellular component (GO): nuclear RNA-directed RNA polymerase complex
Molecular function (GO): helicase activity
Source: RefSeq, a predicted model, not a curated record
AUGGCGUUGAUACGAGCUCGUCGAUCUCCUUCAGCAGAGGCUCUGGUUCCGCCAGCGCAGGCUCUGAUUCCGAACACCCUUGAUCGACGCCCCCGACCCUUACUGCCCUUCACCGAUGAUGGUCCUGGCACCUUGUGUUCUCAUGGUCCGCGACAUGACAACGACAAGAUCGACUACAAAGAAAUCGAAAUCCUACCCACCGCUGACGAGAUCCUCGCUGUCAGUCAUCCUGUUUACAUGCCAAAGAAAGACCUCUGUACGCCCAACUUCCUCCCACUAGGACCAGCGAGGCAUCGGGAUCUUCUGUUCAGGCAGCUACGAUAUGAUAGUACUGAGAGCAUACGGGACAUCUGCUAUUCUGCCGCUCAGGUUGCCUUUCUCGGAACGAAGAAUGAGGGUGCGCACGAUCAAGAGCAGAUUCGCCAUGAGACAGUCGCAGGAAACCAAUAUUUCCUCUAUCACAAUGUUCGAGUCGAGGAAUUACUUGCGCAUGAAACCAAGGGAAUGCUCGUUCGUAUCAGCUACGACUGUCCAUCUUUCAUGAGAGGUCGGAAAAUGUAUGGCUCUCAGCGGUUUCAAGAGGGCAUGCUUGCGGCUCUGAUUCAGCUUGAUCACGCCACGAACGAGUUCUCUGUCUUCUUUUUCGAGGUCACUCUAGCUCAGACCACUUUCUCGAUGGACAAUUUCAAGGGAGCAGGCAGACGUGCAGCCGUCCAGUUGGCUUUCCUCCCUUGCAGCAAAUACGACGACGUUCUACAGCUAUGUCGCCAUCCUUUGGGGCUUCGCCAGCACUGCGAGCUUUUCCUCGUUGAGUUCCCCAAAGUGCUCUUCGCUGGGAUUUACACCUGUUUGAAACGCCUGCAAGAGAUGGGAGAUACGGAUUUUGCUUUUCAGAAAUACGUCGCUCCAGGAAUGCCGAUGGAGGAGGCGUUGCUUGCGAGGGAGCACAAUCUUACUACUGGAAGUCCUUCGAUGAUCCGGUGUCCUCCGCCCACCUACGCAACCUCGCCUGCGUUCACAUACAACAUGAGCAAGCUUGUGCCCUCCACCAGCCAGAUUGCGUCGUUGUCGCUUCAAGAACUUUCUGACGAGCUGAUGCUCCAUCGUCUCAAACAAGAAACCAUGUUGGAUGAUGGCCAGGCAACGGCUCUGAGGGACUGCCUGAUGCGAGAGUUCGCGCUCACUCAAGGACCGCCGGGCUGCGGGAAAACCUUUCUGGGCGUACAGUUGGCCAAAACUCUCCUCGAGUCGCGGCCAAACCUCAAACCACUAUUACUAGUUUGCCUGACGAACCAUGCACUCGACAGUUUUCUUGCCGAUCUUCGUGAUGCUGGCGUCAAAAACCUGCUCCGAAUUGGGUCUGGUAGCAAACAGGAAUGGACAACUACUAUCAAUAUCCAGACCUCUAGACGGAAGGCCCGGUUGCCAAGGGAGGAUUCGAUGACCAUGGCUACUUUCACAAAGAGGAAAAAGGAGACAUUUGCGGCGAUGGAUGCCUUGUGCAAAGCGCUCUCAUCCCAGUACCACACUGGAGAUGUAUCGUGGCAAUAUGUCCAAGAAAACCUCUCCAAUCAUUAUCCAGAGAUAUAUGCCCAGCUUUCGACCAACGCAUCAUCUUCACAUGCCAAAGCCUUCACCUUUGAAUACUGGUCAGGAGGAGGAGAUCUGGAAAACAUACGAAACCUACACGUCGAGCUCGCUUCCAGGCUUGCAGAGAAGCCCGUCAACUAUGACCAGUCUGCGUCCAAUGAGAUCCAGGACAUUCUUCUGGAUAUCUCCUACUACGCCGAGUUACAAAGCUCUAAGGCUGGCGCUGGUAGCAUCUGGAAUAUGAGCUUACAACGCCGCCAGCAGCUUCUUCAAACAUGGGAAGCCGAAGUAAAUCGAGAGGAGUUUGCCGUGAAGAUGGCCGAUCUGCAUUUUGAGCUUCAGCAAUGUUCUCAAGACAGCAAGGGAAUCCAUGACGCGCGAGAUGUCAAGAUCAUGGCAGCGCACAACAUCAUCGGCAUGACAACAACAGCGUGCGCUGCCCGGUGGGAGCUUCUCCGUUCUCUCGCAGUGGAAAUCCUUAUUUGCGAAGAGGCUGCUGAAGUCAUGGAGGCUCACACUUUGUGUUCCUUGCUCCCAACUCUGCAACAUGCAGUUUUUAUUGGGGACCCGCAGCAACUACGACCUGAAGCGAACGAACAAAGACUCAGCAUUGAGGACCAUGUUGGAGCGGAUUAUCGCCUUGACGAGUCAUUGCUUGAACGCCUGAUGCUGCCCCGGGACCCCUCUGCCUCAGCCAUUCCUACAAGCCACCUGAAUAUUCAGCGCCGCAUGCAUCCCGAAAUCGCAAAUCUUGCCCGUCUCACAUACCCUUAUCUCAAGGAUCACAUGUCAACUCACAAUCGAGUCCCAUCCUACGGUGUCGAGCACAGAAUGUUUUGGUGGGACCACCGCAUGCCUGAACUUGAAUCCAACGAGUUGAAGUCACACAUCAAUGUCCACGAAGUAGAGAUGGUGGCAGGUCUUGUCGAAUACCUGUUGCGGGAUGGUGCCUACUCCCAAGGCGAAAUUGCGAUCCUAACACCAUAUUCUGGCCAACUUGCAAAGCUACACGAGCGACUAUCCAUCACCUGCAACAUCUGGCUCAGUGACAAGGAUCGUGAAGUGUUACUAGCUGAAGAGUUGCUGGCACUUGGUGAAGAAGGGAGAACCACCAAGGAUGAAGUUGCCGUCUCUGACAUGCUCAGAGUUUCGACUGUCGACAAUUUCCAGGGUGAAGAAGCGAAAAUCAUCAUACUCAGUACGGUCCGCAGUGGAGGUCGUGCCGGUUUUCUGAAAACCGCCAACCGGGCGCAUCUAUCAUCACCCGUUGUGAUGCUCAUCCUGAAUAUCGCCAUGCUGUACAAGCGCCUGCAGACUUCAAGGACGUUACAGAGUGUCCAGCAAUUUGUGGUCAAACACUUGACUGUGGCCACAAAUGUGGAGAGAGAUGUCAUCCGCCGGCACUCCAUUCGCGCCUGA